CUUUGAGCUACAUGUCUUUUACUUUAUUUUCCUUUUUGCCCUCAUUCUCUUUCACGGAGGUGAGAGGGAAAAAUAACUGAAAGUGUUAAAAAGAGAAACAGAGCAAAAACUUACAAUUUCUGGGGUGAAGAAAAUGGCUACACUGAGAAUUCCAGAUGUUGUUCCUUCUCCAGAUGAAGACUCUGAAACUCUUGUGAAAUCCUUCAAAGGACUGGGAACUAAUGAGAAGUCAGUGAUAUCGGUGUUGGGACACAGAAAUGCAAGCCAGAGGAAGAAGAUCAGAGAAACCUAUCAGCAACUUUACAACAAGUCCCUUAUAGAUGACAUUAAUUCUGAAUUGUCUGGUGAUUUCAGGAAAGCAGUCAUCCUAUGGACAUAUGAGCCUUCUGAAAGAGAUGCACGGCUAGCAAAUGAAGCCUUAAAGUCGAGAAAGAAAACCAUCACCCAGUUGCAAGUGAUAGUAGAGAUAGCUUGUGCAUCAUCUCCUGAUCAUCUGGUCGCGGUGAGACAAGCAUAUUGUGGCCUUUUCAACCGUUCACUUGAAGAAGAUAUCACAGCAAAUGUCCCAAUGCCUAUACAAAAGAUUCUUAUUGGUCUAGUCAGGUCCUAUCGAUAUGAUAGAGAAUUGGUGGAUCCUAGUACUGCAAAUGAAGAAGCUGCUAUCCUUCGUGAAGCCAUACGGACAAAACAGUUGGAUCAUGACAAUUUUCUUUUCAUACUCAGCACAAGGAAUGGUUAUCAGCUUAGAGCAACUUUUGAGUGCUACAAGCAAAAUUAUGGAUUCUCCAUUGACCAGGACAUUAAGAGCUGUGGAAAAGGUCUGUUGGAAUCUAUCCUGAAGGUGGUUAUCUGGUGUAUCGAAUCGCCAGAGAAACAUUUUGCUGAGGUUGUCAGAGCCUCGAUUGUCGGAUUUGGAACUGAUGAGGAUUCUCUAACGAGAGCCAUUGUAACUCGAGCUGAAGUUGAUAUGAUGAAAGUAAGGGGAGAGUAUAUCAUCGCGAACAAAACUAGUCUUGAUCAUGCAGUUAUUGACGACACAUCAGGUGAUUACAGGAAAUUCCUCAUGACACUGCUUGGUGCUAAAGUGUAGACCUGAUCAUUAUAUUGUUGUGUUUCAAUACUAUGCUACUACUUUGUAUGAUUUAUUCGAGAAUGCAUUAUUGGGGUGGUUUUGCAGUGAAAUAUUUAAUAAUUGGAGAGUGAAUUUGUAUAUAAGUUUGUGGUUUGUCACUUGUUUGCGAGUUAAUAGCAGCUUUUAUUUUCUGAAGAAA
Solanum lycopersicum (tomato) is the source of this 1271-nucleotide messenger RNA. Its product is annotated as annexin D3. Lineage: Eukaryota; Viridiplantae; Streptophyta; Magnoliopsida; Solanales; Solanaceae. The record is from RefSeq and is a predicted model, not a curated record. Gene Ontology annotation, molecular function: calcium ion binding; calcium-dependent phospholipid binding. Gene Ontology annotation, cellular component: cytoplasm.